Molecule: messenger RNA, 425 nt
Organism: Suricata suricatta (meerkat)
Lineage: Eukaryota; Metazoa; Chordata; Mammalia; Carnivora; Herpestidae
Product: small integral membrane protein 12
Exons: 1
Coding region: 26-304 (92 amino acids)
Source: RefSeq, a predicted model, not a curated record
AGCCUUGUGCUCUUCUGUAGGUGUCAUGUGGCCUGUGCUUUGGACCGUGGUGCGCACCUAUGCUCCCUAUGUCACAUUUCCUGUGGCCUUUGUGGUUGGGGCCGUGGGUUACCACCUGGAAUGGUUCAUCCGGGGAAAGGACCCCCAGCCCAUGGAGGAGGAGAAGAGCAUCUCUGAGCGUCGGGAGGACCGCAAGCUGGAUGAACUGCUAGGCAAGGACCACACCCAGGUGGUGAGCCUUAAGGACAAACUGGAAUUUGCUCCUAAAGCUGUCCUGAACAGAAACCGCCCGGAGAAGAACUAAUGGAGGACACAGAGCCCCCUGGGUUCUUCUGUGGGCCACGGCUGGCCCUUCCACUGUGUCUACCCGGCCCCAGAACCCACAUGUGAUUUGCUCAGUUGCUUCUUCCGGCCCCUCCCGCACC